Messenger RNA from Adineta ricciae, 855 nucleotides. The record is from the annotation of a GenBank genome assembly. NCBI's taxonomy places the organism in Eukaryota, Metazoa, Rotifera, Eurotatoria, Adinetida, Adinetidae.
AUGGGUCAACAAGCUGGUCAUCAUCAACAUUUCGGCGUGCCUUAUGCAGCACAAAUUCAACCACAAAUUAGCUAUGGUACUCAAAUACAUGUCUUCGGAACUGCUUACGGCGAUCGAUUCGAAGUCAACUUGGCUAACCAUCGCGGGGAUAUUGUUUUACACGUCAAUCCACGUUUAAAUGAUCGUCAAUUAGUUUUGAAUGCCGCGCCAGGUGGUGGCUGGGGUGGUGAAGAUCGUAAGCCAUUGAACAUUACCCGUGGUCAUGCAUUCAGCAUGAUCAUCAUGGUUACUGAACAAGGCUUCAAAAUCGCUGUAAACAACCAACACACAGCUGACUUUCCCCACCGAAUGCCAUUUCAAAACGCUGAAAUCGUCACUGUUAAAGGUGAAGUUAAUUUAACCAACGUUCAAAUCUUUCCAGGCUUUGGUGGCCAAUAUGGUCAACCCUGGCGAUUCGCUAUGGAAACACCAGUGCCAAUGAAUGUUUUCCCAGGUCGUGUCAUUACCAUUGUCGGUCGAGUGAACAACAAUGCCUCACGAUUCGAAUUCAAUCUCUUAGCUGGCAAUUACGAUGGUGCUGAUGUUGCUUUUCAUUUCAACCCACGUUUUGAUCAACAUGAAGCUGUUCGUAACUCAUGUCAAGGUGGUGGCUGGGGUAACGAAGAAAAACAAGGAGGCUUUCCUUUACAGCCUGGUCAGCAAUUCGAAAUUCAAAUUAUUUGCUUUCCCGAACACUAUCAAGUAAACUGCAACGGUCAUUCGUGGUUCACAUUCCGUCAUCGUUUACCAUUCCAAAGCGUUCAAGCAUUGCAAGUUAAAGGUGAUGUUCAAGUUACAAAUGUUUAUGCUAUGUAA